Molecule: messenger RNA, 4419 nt
Organism: Ciona intestinalis (vase tunicate)
Lineage: Eukaryota; Metazoa; Chordata; Ascidiacea; Phlebobranchia; Cionidae
Source: RefSeq, a predicted model, not a curated record
GGUUACUGUAUUCGAAAAAUUAAGUAAAAUUCCAACAAAGUUGAAAUAACUUUUUAUCUAGUUUAUUAGCCCAGAUUAUUUUUAUCAUUGCAAACAUGAAGAAAGAACAGAAAGAUUUUCUUCUACAUUGGGAGAAUCUGUUUAAACAAUUUCUUAUUCCACAAAAAUUUGCAUCGGCAUUUCCAGAGUGGGAUAUAUGGGACAGAUGGUCGAAUGAAAAUGAAGAAACUAAAGUUCAAAUCUUUCUGGAUAAACUUAGAGAUUCAGAGGAAUCUGGAAUAUUCAAAAGAUUUAUUGAUAAUCUGAGACACUGCAGUGAACAGAAGUGGAUAUUUGACUUAAUUGAUGGGAAACUGGAUCCUAAAGAGCAAAUUAAAUGCUUCAAACAUGUGGUGGUAGCACCACAGUUAAAAACACUGUUUAAGCUGCUUGAAAAAGAUUAUGAAAUAGUAGAUGCCAGAAGUAUGAUAGCUGAAUUUACUGCGUAUUUCACUACAGCUGAAAAGGAUUGGCUUUUAGCAAUUGAUAGAGAUCGUGGUAAUGCCCCUGCAAUGACUGCAUUCUUUUCAAUUAUGACCCGCAAGCAUCCUAAGUGGUUGAAAGAAUUUUAUGAUUCUCUCAAUGAAAAUAAAUACCAUCAUCCAGAUUCACCUACUCUUGCUGAAUCAUUUCAGCAAUACAUUAAGUUAGCAGUACAGAAAAACAAUGGAUUAACCUACAAAGUUUCAUACGCAAUAAUCGAGGAAAAAAGAGAUGGAGAAGCAAGCAUUGCUGUUACUGAAGAUAAUGAUCAAACUGUCCCUGAGCCCAUGGACCAAGCUUGUGCAUUGCCACCUGUUGAAGUAAUACAAGAAGAUAAUGAAGAGUGUGGAACAUCUUUUUUGUUGUGCAUGGACCUACUGAACAAUCUGAGCCCUUUUGAAGAAGACUGUAAUUCAAAUAAUGAUUCUUUAAACAACUUCAAUGUUAUGGCUGUAGAAGAAGAAGCAAUGGAGACAUGUACAUCAGAAGAUGUAUGUCAAGAAGAGUCGCUACCUGAGUUAAAUUUAAGAGACUAUCAGCUUGAAUUGGCAGAGCAAGCCAUGUCUGGUGAAAACUCACUUAUUGUUGCACCUACAGGUAGUGGAAAAACAUUUGUUGCACUAAAGGUUUGUAAAGAUCACAUUGAAAAGAGACCCGACAGCAGGGUGGUGUUUAUGGUUCCAAGAGUUCCUCUUAUCAAGCAGCAAUAUGAACUUUUCAAAUGUUUUCUUGGUGAUGGUCAAGGGAUCUUGAGAGCAAUUUCAACAGAUGAAACACUAAGUGCUCCAGCUGACCGUUUAAUUCUAGAUCAUAAAAUAAGUUUUCUGACGCCUCAGAUUCUUGUUAACUUGCUGAGGCAGGAUCCCUCUUUUAUCAAUAAGCUUGGUUUGUUGAUUUUUGAUGAAUGUCACCACACUGUCAAGGGCGAUCCAUACAACAGCAUCAUGAAAAUAUAUCAUGAUAACUUGCUGAAGAAUAGAAGACUGGACAUCCUACCACAAAUUGUUGGUCUUACUGCAUCUCCUGGUGUGGGUUCUGCUAAAAGUGAUGAAGCUGCAGCAAAAAACAUCAAAACGUUGUUGGCCAAUUUGAACGUUACAACUGCCCCUAUUGAAGUGCAAAAGCACAAGAAAAACCUAAACCAGUACGAAAAUGAAGCAAAAUAUGAGCUUAAGCCCAUUAAGAGACAACAAUCGGAGUUCAGAACAAAAAUAAGGUUGGUAAUGGACAAGAUUGAGACAAAACUUAAGCUGGAAUUUCGCAGGAAUGAUAACGCAACAAAAGGAAUGAAGUUUGACCUAAAAGCAAUGUCAGGAACCCAAGAUUAUGAGGCUUGGGUUGUAUCGUUUUAUAAGAAGAGCACAUUGCUAGUGGAUCCGAACUUAAGCCAACGUUUCAUGGCAUAUGCUCGCUACCUAUGGAAAUACAACAGUUCUUUGUGGAUCAAUGACCAUGUACAGAGCAGGCAUGCAAAAGAAUAUUUAGAAGAAGAACUUCCUCUUAUACAGCCAAGAACUCCCGUUGAGGCAGAAUUGAAGAAACUUCAUGAUGAAAUUGUGCCUGAAAUAAUGGAAGAAAACAACCCGAUGAUUAAUGCUUUAUACAAAAUUCUUAAAACUGAGUUCACCAAACAACCUGAAUCGAAAUGCAUCAUAUUUGUUCGCACAAGACCCAUUGCCAAAGCCCUCAUAACUUGCAUUGAAGAAAGUGAAGUGGAAAAACUUCAUCUUAAUCCAAAGCAACUCACAGGAGCUGGUGCUGCAGUUGAACUAGGAGGCAUGACAAAAGCCACACAAGAAGAUACAAUUGCUUCAUUUAGAGAUGGCAGAUGUAAAGUGAUUGUAGCAACAUCAGUAGCAGAGGAAGGAUUAGACAUCAAAGCUUGUAAUCUGAUCAUCACUUAUAAUUACUCCACUAAUGAAAUAGGACAAGUGCAAAGACAAGGUAGGGGAAGAGCCAAAGGAAGCAAGAUGAUCAUUCUGGCAUACGAUGACAGUAGCCACAUCCAACGAGAAAAAAGUAACAUAAUUCGUGUGAAGUUCACGCACGAUAUACUGCAGAUGUUACGACAAAUGGAUCCAGAACAACUUAAGAAAGAUAUUAAAAAAAUUCAAAUACGGUUAAAGGAAGACCGUGGUUUGGAAAAGUUGUCUGCUGAGUUUCAGAGUUUCAAAAAACAUCCUAGUGGGAACAACAUUUGGACUCUCUUGUGUAAGGGAUGUAAAACUGAAGUCACAAAAUCAGAUCAGUUCCGACACAUUGAAAAGCAGCACCAUGUGGUUGUGGAUCCUAAGUUUGAAGAUAAAGCAUCUUGUCGUGAAGUACCUAUAGAACAAGGGAAACCCGUGGGAUUUGAACAAGUUAUUAUCGGAAAGGUUUACUGCAAAGAAUGCGGGCAUGACUGGGGUGUUCGCAUGUGCCACAAAAAAUGUCCCAUCUCUGUACUUAAAAUCGCGGGCUUUGUGCUGACGUGCGGAGAGGAGAGAGUGGAGAAGAAAAAAUGGAAAGAUUCGCCUUUUUCUGUUAAAAAAGAGCUAGCAGAAGCAGAUUUAAGAAAUAUUUUGGAACACAGAAAAAACAAAAAUGGACAAAAUGUAGAAAAUGAGGAAGAAGACAGUGAUGAAGAGGAUAUUUAUGGUGACAUUGGAAACCAAGUGUUGAGUUCCUAAAUUUAAACCUCAACUGUCACACAUAACAUUAAUUUGAUCUCUUCAAAUACAACACUAAAGAUCAGAUUAGUUCCAACCUCGAAGAAAAUUAAAUCUACUGUUCCAAAAAUUUUAAUUUUGUAAAUAUUCUGAUCAUCAGAUUUGUUAAUAUUUUUAUUAGCUUGUAUGAUUUUUCAACUUAUCUGCAUUGCGCUUAUGUAUUGUAGUUAAUUUUUGUAAAGCUCCCUACUUAGAUUUUAUUUUUCAAAGUAUAAUUGUUGUAUUGUAGAACUUUGGUUAAGGAAUUAAAUAGCAGCGGUUUUACCGUUUGCACUCAUUUACUUACUGUUUCAAACCCACUUUACUUUGGUGCAGUAACACAGUGGUUUAUCCAAUACUUCUAACCACUGUGCUACUGCACCAUAGUGACUUAAAGUUUCCUAGCAUACGUAAUUUCAAUGGCUAUAUGGAAAUUUGUUAACUGUGUGCCAGUAAGCGUAUAUGCGUUGGUUGGGUGUCUGUUUAAAUUAAACCUUUUUUUGCGUUAAAUAAGUCAUUUUUUAACAGCCAUUGACUUUAUAGUCAUUGUUUCAAUUCACUAAUGGAUUGUCCAAGUUGCCACCCACAGAAUAAUUGGCUGGGUACCGAAAUCCUUUUUUUUUUCAAAUAAGUGAAGAACUAUUUUUAUAGUGAUUCUUCUAAUGUGCAUGGCUGUAAGUGUUCAAAUUUUCAAAUGAAAAAAGCUAUUUCCAGUUUAUCACUUUUUAAAAAAAAUUUUAGCUCUAUUUUGCCUUUUUUUCCGCAUGUUAGUAAGAAUGUGGGUGUUUAACUUAAUAAUAAAGUUGUAAUUGUUGGGUUAACUCUUGUUGAUAUUACCAGCUUGUGGCCUCUUCUGUUUUUAAUAAAACGUCGUUACCCAUAAUAAGGAAAUAAAUUUUCUGGCCGGUGGCCACACAAGUCGCUAAACGUCAAUUACUUCAACCCGGUUGUUCCUUUAUUAUGGAUUUUUCAAUUUGUUAGUUACACAUAUUCAAAAUUAAAAAACACUAAUCGCCCACAAAGUUACAUAGCCUAUAUUUGGUGACUUAUAAGCUGGCACGUGGUGUUUACGAAACAAAAACAUCCAGCGAUGGGUGCUGUCUAUGCGAGGAUAAAUAAGCAACAUCCAUUCAAUAAUUACGACCAAUGAGCUUUGUGUAUAAAUCUAAAUUCCGUAAUUGUUUAUUGUAUUAAACGAGUGGCGCAUAUA